GUUCAACGCACCAUAAUGUCCCCUCUUGAUUGGGAAACAUUGCAUCGGUACCGUAGUGAGUCGCGAUCAUCGCAUACAAAUGCCAUCUAUAAGUACAGCACUUAGAAGCCCCCCUUUCUAGCUGCUCGUGUACUUGCACUUAUUCUUCUUGUAAUACAAAUUCCGGGGGGUCUGUUAGAAUGCAUCUCCACCUUCUCACCGCGCUCUGCGCCAUCACUAUGGCAGCAUUCUCCUCUGCCGCCCCGCAAGAUUUCCGCGCCCUAUCUUUCAACAUCCGCUACGCCGCCUCCGCUUCAACCUUCGAGCGUCCGUGGUCCACCCGCCGCCCUCUUGUCAUCGCCCAACUCGCAAACGCCACCAACACCCCCUCCAUCCCCGUCAUUGGCUUGCAAGAAGUCCUUCACGCCCAGCUUAACGACAUUAAAAACGGCCUGGGACCCUCCUGGGCGCAUCUCGGAACCGGUCGCGACGACGGCAAACAAGCCGGCGAGUACGUCCCGCUGUUGUACCAGCCCGACACGUUGAAGCUCGUUGCCAGCACGCAGAAAUGGCUCUCGCCCACCCCCGACGUGCCGAGUUUCUGGCCCGGUGCAGGAAGUCGGCGGUACGUGAUCGUGGGCGUGUUCGAGAUACUACGCGGCACAGGGAAGGGGCGGCGGGUGCUGGUUGCGAACACGCAUCUCGAUAACGCGUCGCAGACUGCACGGAUCGAGGGUGUCAAAGUGGCGCUGAAAACGAUACGAGAUAUGCGCGCUGCGCACGGCGACUUGCCGGUCGUUUUGACGGGGGACUUCAACUCGGUGCCUGGGAGCGGGGAUGCAUAUGGGGCGGUUGUCGCGGAUGGGGCGCUUGAGGACUUGUAUGCACUUGCGGGUCCGGGACGCAGGUUUGGACCCGAGGGGACGUUCAGUGGGUUUGAGCCUGGUAAGGAACCGAAUAGUCGGAUUGACUUCGUUUGGCUCGGGCCGAAUGCUUCAACGACGUGGACGGUGCAGAGGUACGAGGUGUUGGGUAAUGUUGUGGGUGGCGUGUAUAUAAGUGAUCAUCGCGCGGUGCAGGGUGAUGUUACGCUCCGCUGAUGAAGUUUGGGUACCUGACCCGUGAUGUGGUGCGGGUACUUGAUCCGAUAUCUUGGAAUGACGAAGGAUCUGCGCGAUUUCAUCUAAACAAUUCAUCAGUAUCGCUCUUGGUUCGAUUCACUUCGUGGUCU
Boeremia exigua is the source of this 1210-nucleotide messenger RNA. Its product is annotated as endonuclease/Exonuclease/phosphatase. The record is from RefSeq and is a predicted model, not a curated record. Bases 180 to 1079 code for a protein of 299 amino acids. Gene Ontology annotation, molecular function: 3'-5'-RNA exonuclease activity. The transcript has a single exon. NCBI's taxonomy places the organism in Eukaryota, Fungi, Ascomycota, Dothideomycetes, Pleosporales, Didymellaceae.